Messenger RNA from Aplysia californica (California sea hare), 2715 nucleotides. RefSeq lists its product as uncharacterized. Bases 688 to 2388 code for a protein of 566 amino acids. The transcript is spliced from 10 exons. The record is from RefSeq and is a predicted model, not a curated record. Gene Ontology annotation, biological process: cell redox homeostasis. Gene Ontology annotation, molecular function: electron transfer activity. Lineage: Eukaryota; Metazoa; Mollusca; Gastropoda; Aplysiida; Aplysiidae.
UCAAUCAAUCACUCGUGCACUCACACAUACACAAACAUACACACUCACUAUGCCUACAUUAUUUUAUUUUGGCGUUUCUCUAGUCUGAACAUAGGAAAUCGUAACUUUGAACUUGAACUCAACUUACCGUCAUUUCUGAGUCGCCGCACCCACAUUUUGACCCACCCAUCGCACCUGACAAGCAAUAGUAUAGUUCUAGAGGUUACUAUUCCUAGGCCUAACCGGUUUUGUAUCCCCCUUCACGUGUAGAUAUACAUAAUAAUUGUUAUAAUAAACAAACCAAUUUCCGGUUCUGUCGAGCAGUGUGAGCAGAGAUCCUGUCGUAGCAUGUGUAGUAGACAAUCUUUGGUGGGAGUGAGCCAAAGAGGAUUACUAAUUAGGCCUAGGCCCUUAGGCCUAUACUGUAGCCUAUAUGAUAUUCUCAUUGGGGGGAGCACAGUUGGCCCGCCGCUCUGCUCACCUCGCCUCGGACUUCGUUCGACAUUCUCACCUCAGUACCGUUUGUGCCGACAUUCUGCUCGGUCAUUGUGUUAGAUCUAUUGAGCUCAUACGGUUAGGCUAGUUCAACAUUUUCACCCCUACAAAGUGUCACCCUGCACAGUCAUAAUGAUCAUGUCGCUUCGGUUCAGUGAAUGAAUGGAGGAAGCUAUGUAGGUCAAUCGAUAGACAGUACCAAGGGAGAAAACCAUGGUAUUUUUCUCAGUAAAUUAUAUAAGAACUUUGAGGCCCGUUCUGCUCAGUCAGAAAGUUGGAACUUUUUGUGUGCAGCAACGGCAGGUUGGUUGGACAUUUCUGUGGCUCUCUACAACAAGAUCAAUAAUUUCCUCUAGAAGAAUUGGUUGCCCAGUUGAAUUGGUCAGACCUCUGAGAAAGUCUGCAACAAGAUCAAUUUUGUUCUGGACUCAAAGGACCAAAUUUCGAUCGCCACCCGGUAUUAUUAUCAUGUCGACACCUCUAAAAGGUACGAUUGUCGUUUACUCAAUAUUAGGAUGUCCCCACUGCAUGAAAGCAAAACAAGCUUUGAAAGAGUUGGAUCUUCCUUUUUCGGACGUUCGGUUAGACUUAUUUCCUCACAUCAGAGAUGAAGUGUCGAAGAAAAGUGGAAUGAAAACCGUUCCUCAAAUUUUUUUCAAUAACGUUUUCAUCGGAGGCAACGAUUCCUUGACAAAGCUGAUAGCUGACAAGGGAAAGCUGCAAGGAUACAUUGAUGAACUGAAAAAAAAUCCUAUGCCAGAUGAUGGGCCAGUCAUUCCAGACCCUAGCACUGCGGUCGCUGAUGCAGAUCCUUUCAGCUUUCAGUGUGAGCCAGAUGAAUAUUUCCUCUUGAUGAAUGAAUUGAGGAAAGACAACGUCAUCAGAACGCACGGUAGCUUUUUCAAGUCGAAGAAGAAUGGUUUAACUGGCAAGGACUUUGUGAAGUGGGUGAAGGAGAAAAAAGAUUCAGAUGAACAAAAAGCUGUGGAAAUAGGCCAAGCCCUCCUAGACCGGCGGUUCGUGAGAGGAGAGGAUGCCUCGGGGAAAUUUUCCACUGGAAGUGAGCUGUUUACACUUGUUGAGGAUGAUGAAAGUGACGCUCUCAACAAUGGACCUAUGACAGAGUGUGUCCCCAAAACUGCGAACGAGAUUGGAGAUCACUUGAGGAAGAUGAUUCUGAAGCUGUACAGUGUGUUUUUGUCUGCUGAUGGAAAGGCGGUGGACUACCAAGGAAUGAAGGCCAGUGAUGAGUUCCAGGUGUACAAAAAGAUGACGAGAGAGCUGCUGAGAGUGGACGUGGAGAGCGCCAGUCGCGAGGAGAAGCUGGCCUUCUUCAUCAACAUCUACAACGCUUUAGUGAUUCACGCCAACAUAGAGAGAGGCCCACCCACCAACCUGUGGGGAAGAUACAAGUUUUUCAACAGCACCAAGUACAUAAUUGGUGGUCAGUCCUACUCUCUACAGGACAUUGAGAACGGCGUGCUCCGCGCCAACAGGAAAGGAGUAGGCCAGUUCUCCAACCCCUUCAGCAAAGAUGACCCCAGGUUGAAAGUCGCCUUAGAGCGCCAUGAGCCCCUGAUACAUUUCGGCCUGGUCUGUGGAGCCAAGAGUUGUCCCCCCAUCAAAACCUACUCCGCACAGAACAUCUAUGAGGAACUGACACUCGCUGCUGCUGCCUUUGUGGAGAACGACGACGGCUGUUUUGUCGAUGUGAAGACGAAAACUGUCAAACUGUCGGCCAUAUUUAAGUGGUAUCAGGAAGACUUCGGCAGCAAUAAGAAAGAGCUGCUGAAGUUUGUGGCCAGCCAUAUGGACGCAGGUCAGAAGAAGAAAGACCUGGAAGAACUUCUGAAGAUCGGCAACUUCAAAGUGAGCUUUUUGAAGUAUGACUGGUCGGUCAACUCAAAGGCAUGAAGCUACAGCUUUGAAUCUCUCUUGGAGGAGGGAGGGGGGGACUUAUGAAGAAUUCUAUUUAUAAGUGUUAGCGUUUUUUUCUAUUGUUGUUGUGUUCUUUCAGAGAAGUCUUAAGACUUCUUGGUGUUCUGGAUGUGUGGCAGUUUCUGAUCAGAAAAAGAAUAAAAUGGAUUGUUCUUGAGGCUGUCUUUGUGGAAGAUCCUGCCAUAUUUUUUUUCACAGCCUAUAAUUAGAAGCAAUAGUUCUUCUGAAGCGUUUUCGUAUUGUACAAGUCAAGAUUUGUGGUACCCGCUUCUGUGGUGGAGCAGUGAGCGAUUUGUCGUCCCC